Paramuricea clavata is the source of this 890-nucleotide messenger RNA. NCBI's taxonomy places the organism in Eukaryota, Metazoa, Cnidaria, Anthozoa, Malacalcyonacea, Plexauridae. The record is from the annotation of a GenBank genome assembly.
GGAACGAUAUCGAAAAUCCCGAGCAAAUGAAGGCAGCAAUCGAGUCCUUUGAAGGCAUCCCAGGAGUGAAAGUAACAGUGUGCGCUCUACCACCUGGUGUCAAGGGAAUGGCAGGGGAAUGGGAUGGUGUGAGCUCAUUAACAACAGAGUACCUCAACGAGUCCAUGACGGUGUGGAUUGCAUACAAUAAUGGUCCAGGCAAAGUCCUUCCUUUAACCAAUUUCUGUCGACCCCCAACGGUACCAAAACUUAUCCAUAGCGAGGAAACCGAGGACACAGUAUCAUUCGUCGCAGUGAAAGCAAGACAACAACCAAAGAAAUCUCGCGAACAAAAUAAUACUGAUCCAAUGGAAGACGAAAGCAAUGAUGAAAGAGUCGACACGUACAGCAAAUUAUUUCUCUGUCCUGAACAAGGCUGCAUUAAAUCAUUCCACAGGUACUCUUCUCUAGAAAGACCUUUGCAUUGUGACAACCAUACCUACGUACUAGAGCAUGAAACCCUUUAUGACAAGGCUAUGAAGCUAUAUGCAACAAAACUGGAAGAAGGAUCCAGUAAAAACCCGAUACCAACGGAGUCAGGGAGCGUCGAGUUGCCAGGGCCAGAUAUUGGCCCUGAACUUCAGAUGGGCUGGGCUUUGAGAACUUCCUCCAAGGGAAAGCGGUUUUCCGAUGUUCAGAAGAAGUACCUGGUUGACGUGUUUAAUGCUGGAGAGCAAACAGGGCGAAAAGCCGAUCCAGGUGAUGUGUCAACAGCAAUGAGAUCUACAAGAAACAGCGACGGCUCGCGACUUUUUAACACCGCAGCAGAUUGCAAGUUUCUUCUCACGAUUGGCGAAAAAAAAGAAGGGAAAAUACAGCGGGCGAUAAAGAUAAUGAAGAAAGGGGAGAUG